Molecule: messenger RNA, 1990 nt
Organism: Quercus robur (English oak)
Lineage: Eukaryota; Viridiplantae; Streptophyta; Magnoliopsida; Fagales; Fagaceae
Product: mitogen-activated protein kinase kinase kinase 3-like
Exons: 9
Coding region: 58-1497 (479 amino acids)
Biological process (GO): protein phosphorylation
Molecular function (GO): protein kinase activity; ATP binding
Source: RefSeq, a predicted model, not a curated record
CCUUAUUUAGUCCAAAGCAGUAACUUCUGCUCUGCUCCUGACUCUCUCUCCCUCAAAAUGCCAUCUUGGUGGGCAAGAAACUCAAAAAGUAAUGCACAACAAGGUCACAGGAAACAAGUUGAAGAAGCCAGGAAGAGCCAAGCUUCAACUUCUACUAAUUACAACAACAAGAGGAAUCUGAACAGAGAGAAGCAAAAGAGCUUGGAUGAAGCAAUCUUCUUUGCUCGGAAUUCUAUGAGAACAAGUCAAGAAUUCAUAGAUUCUUCCAUUUCUGCAAAUGGGUUCUCUGUGUUUCGAGGUUUUGAUUCGGAUAUAGGAAGCCUGACUGUGGAGAAGAAAGCAUAUCCUCUUCCUCAGCCUCCUAUAAGCGUUAAUAGGUUUUAUUCUGAGACGGUGUCACUUUCAGUUUCCAGUGAGAGUUCAUCUUGGUGUUCUUCUUGUGAUAAGUGUAAUGAAAACAAUGGUGAUCAUGGGGAAUUUUCUGCGUUUAGACUAUUUGAAGAAUCCCGGUGCAAAUCAUGGCCAAGAAUUUCAUGCCUGGAAUCCAAAACUUUAACAGCUUGCACAUUUCCUCAGGAUCUGCUCUUAUGUGAUACAAGUUUUGAGUCUCCAUCUGUAAAGCUUGAAAGUAGAAGGCAUCCAUGUCAUGCUCUUCCCCUUCCUCCAGGUUCUCCACCUUCAGAAAAACUUCAGUCAAAGUGGAGAAAAGGAAGGCUUCUAGGAAGAGGGACAUUUGGUCAUGUUUAUGAAGGAUUCAAUAGUGAAAAUGGACAAAUGUGUGCAAUAAAGGAAGUAAGGGUCAUUUCUGAUGAUCAGGCCUCAAAAGAAUGUCUCAAGCAACUGAACCAGGAGAUAGCAUUGCUUAGUCAGCUGUCACAUCCAAACAUUGUCCAAUUUUAUGGAAGCAAACUGGGUAGAGAAAAACUUUCAGUUUAUUUGGAGUACGUUUCUGGGGCCUCAAUUGAUAAAUUACUGCUGGAAUAUGGUCCAUUUGAGGAACCUGUUAUCCAAAGUUACACCAGGCAAAUUCUUUCUGGGCUAGCUUAUUUACAUGGAAGAAAUACAGUGCACAGAGACAUCAAAGGCGCAAACAUAUUAAUAGAUCGUAAUGGUGAAGCUAGACUCAUCGACUUUGGCAUGGCUAAACAUACAACAUCCUGCUCUUCAAUGCUUUCUUUUAGAGGCAGCCCUUAUUGGAUGGCGCCUGAGGUGAUAAUGAAUCUGGGUGGUUAUGGUCCUGCGGUUGAUAUCUGGAGCCUAGCUUGUACUGUUCUUGAAAUGGCUACUUCAAAGCCACCUUGGAGCCAGUAUGAAGGGGUAGCUGCAAUAUUUAAAAUUGCAAACAGCGAAAGUUUUCCUGAAAUCCCUUGUCACCUUUCAGAGAAUGCACAUAGUUUCCUUAAACUUUGCUUGCAGAGGGACCCCUUGGCACGUCCUAAGGCUGCACAACUACUACAUCACCCCUUUUUCCAAGAUCAAGCGACAAGAAAGUUAUGAAAGUUGAUAAUUUCUAAAGUCAUGAGUGAACUUGCCAGAUGAGGUGCAAAAGUUUGGUUUUGUAUAGAAUUUAUGUACAAAUAACUGUCCAGAAGCAACUCUGUUCUAUGUGCUAUGCAAAUGAUGGAAGUUGGCUUUUCUGACUUAUGAGGGUUUGGCACUUGCAGAAAUUCUCUAUUUCUGCAAUUUUCUUCAUGGUUAAAUGUUCAAGACCAACUUUUGCUAAAAUUUCAUAGAAUGUUUUGGCCAAUUGCAUAAAAAUUUGUAUCAUAAGAAAUUUUCAGUAGCAGAGAUGGACAUACUAACAGAGGUCAGGAGUUUAAGCUGCCUCCAUAGUUCUUGUAAUAUGUAAAAAAGCUGUAUAUAUCUUGUCUUAUGUUUUCCAUAAAGAUAAGGGCACAACUGCUCUGUAUGUAACAACAGAAGAAAUGAUAUCUGUUAAUAUCACUAUGAUAAUAAUACCAGAGCUACAUGCCAUAUUUUUCCUCAAGAA